CCGCCGGCAACCCGUCAUGUGACUCCUGGGGCUGCCCGUGCUCCCCACCUUUCCGAGCCAAGAAGCCACGUUGGCGGCGUUCCUGGGCCAGAGGAGGGGGCGUGGCGAGGGCCCUUGCGUGAUACGUGCCCCGCCCCCUGCCGGAGCCCGGAUGAAGAGUAACGCCAUUACCGCCGGAGCCGCGGAGAGCACUGGCGGGCGGUGACUGGUUACCGGACCGGCCGCGCCAUGAGAGUCCUCUCCCGCCUGCUUCUGCUUCUCUUGCUUGUGUUUCCCGCCACCCUCUUGCUCCGAGGCGGCCCUGGAGGCUCAUUAGCUGAGGCUCAAGAUCUUACAGAAGAUGAAGAAACGGUAGAAGAUUCAAUAAUUGAAGAUGAAGAUGAUGAAGCAGAGGUGGAAGAAGAUGAACCCACAGAUUUGGCUGAAGAUAAAGAAGAAGAAGAUGUAUCUGGCGAACCUGAAGCUUCACCAAGUGCAGAUACAACAAUCUUGUUUGUGAAAGGAGAAGAUUUUCCAGCAAAUAACAUUGUGAAAUUCCUAGUAGGCUUUACAAACAAGGGUACAGAAGAUUUCAUCGUUGAGUCUUUAGAUGCCUCGUUCCGUUAUCCUCAGGACUACCAGUUUUAUAUCCAGAAUUUCACAGCUCUUCCUCUGAACACUGUAGUACCGCCCCAGAGACAGGCGACUUUUGAGUACUCCUUCAUUCCUGCAGAGCCCAUGGGUGGACGACCCUUUGGUCUAGUCAUCAAUCUAAACUACAAAGAUCUGAACGGCAAUGUAUUCCAAGAUGCUGUCUUCAAUCAAACAGUUACGAUUAUUGAAAGAGAGGAUGGAUUAGAUGGAGAAACAAUCUUUAUGUAUAUGUUCCUUGCUGGUCUUGGGCUGUUGGUGGUUGUUGGCCUUCAUCAACUCCUAGAGUCUAGAAAGCGCAAGAGACCCAUACAGAAGGUAGAAAUGGGUACAUCAAGUCAGAAUGAUGUUGACAUGAGUUGGAUUCCUCAGGAAACUUUGAAUCAGAUCAAUAAAGCUUCACCAAGAAGGUUGCCCAGGAAACGGGCACAGAAGAGAUCAGUGGGAUCUGAUGAGUAAAUGUUCCUUUGUGCAACAAUUCAGUCUUUACUUAACCUGCCCUAAUGUUUUUCGGCCUGAUGGGAAUUAGUGCAGAGAAGCCAUAUCACCAUAGAAGGCAACUACUACUUAUGUGUGGACUGAGCAAUCAGAGUCUGUGGCGAUAAUAUUACUGAAAAUGCACUGCAUUCAUUUUUCUAAAGUAACAAAUUUGGUUUUUUUUAAGCCAUUAAAAUCUAUGUGUGUGCGUGUGUAUGUAUGUGAGCAGUUGGUCUUACCAGAAUCAUUGUUGAACUACCUGAAGCAUGCCUUUAGAAUACUGAAUAUAAUGAUGUUGUCUCUUUUUGACAUUUUCUGAUAUUUCCCCCCAAAACUUAAUGAAUAUUUGUCCAAUAUGAUUGUAGAUGUCCUGCUUUUAGACUGUUUUAAAGGAAACUUUUUUAGAAUUGCUCAAAUCCCAGUUGAUGGCACAAAUUACUGUUUUGUUCUUGUUGCUGUUUUACAACUAGUAUUCUAAAGGCACACACAGGAGUAGCUGCUUUUUAGCAAUAGAAUUGUUUUGGUAUUUUUGCUGCUGUUUACUAUAAUGCGCACCUUCAGAAAACUUCCCAAAUGAGUCCAAGGAAUUUGGGGAUUUCUAGCAACAAAAUUGUGAAGCAUGAGAAAUCUGCUGAUUUUGAUAUAUAAAACCAGCCCCACCCUCUUUUUGUUUUUGUUUUUGUUUUUACAAAAAAAAUGGUACAUUUGUGGGAACUGCGUUGUGUUAUCCAUCGUUUUCUCUCUGACCCAGGAGGUAGCUCUGCAGUGAUUUUAGACCUCCUUAAGUUGUCAUUUUGUUUUUUUAAGAGAUCAUUUUUUCCCCCUUAAUUAGAAGUAUCUUGCUUUUAGAAAAAUUGCCUUGGUCUACAGACUAAGCAAAAAGUCAGUUUAUAGGGGCAGAGAUAUAUUACAAGUAAUACUAAUCUGUUAAAAAAAGAUGAGUUGGAUAUUUUUUUAAGUAGCUAACCAGUUGGUUCUUAUCUAAUCUUUUGGGUAUUUUGGUUGUUCAGAAGCAUUUAUUUUUUUUAGUUAAUCUAAAGAAUUCCAAAGUUUUAAGCACUUAAGAUCUCAACCAAAAUUAAUCUGGACUUCAUAAAACCCUAUUAGAGUCACUCUUGUCAUAGGUAGUAAAUAAAGUUUGGCAUUAUUGUCAGACUGGAAAAAGGGUAAAGUAAAAUAGAUGAACAAAUAAGAGGCUUUUCCUCUCUGUCUUUAAGCCAUAAUCUCCCAUGUAUAUUUCGUAAGGAAAUGGUAAAUGAAAUUCUAGUGGCCGUUUAAUUCCUGAUCGGUCUUUAUUACAAUGAACUGACCUCUCCUCCCCUCUUCGUUAUAAUCCCCACUCACGUCCAUGCAAAACAACAGCAAAACAAGACACACAGACAAAAAAAUCUUUCCAGGUUCUUUAAGUAUUUAAACAUCUGAGCCAAAGCCAGAAUAGAAUAGAUGUUACUGUAUAGUUGUUAAUCACUUUGCAAGUAGGGGCUAAGGUGUCAAAUUAUCUAUAUUGGCAUUGCUGAACUAUAAACUUUCUAUACCUGUAAUAUAAAGUGUUUGAGUUUUUAAUUGGGCUGUAUGAUCAAUAGCUUAUUUUGAAAAAGCUCUAUGAGCUGUAAAAACUGCAUGUUUUUUGUUUAAUGUAAUAUAGGAGACCCUCCACCUUCUCAAGGAAUAUAUUCCAAAACAUUGUUUUGUGAAUUUCUAAGUUUGUGAAACUACUAGAACAUAAUGCGGUGAGGUGUAAUUACAAAAUUUAAAUGACUUCUAGAGAGUUUUAUUGACUACUUGGUGAUACUUAGGCAGUGGCAAAGCUACACUGAGUUACAGAUGCCAGCCCUUCGGCCUCCUAAGUAAUUUGCCUUACAUACUAGCCUUUCCACUGCUGAGGUUCCGAUCAGUGCCUCAGAAAUCAUUUGUCAUGUUUCAUUUUUUAGCAUAGAUUGGGAACAGUUGAAAUCCUUUAAAUCCUCAGCUGCCAGGGGUCUUCUAUAGUAUCAGUAUGUGUUUAGCAGAAACUAACUCCAUAAUGAAUGGAAUUCAAUUCCACACAUGGUUUGUUCAAGCACACUUAAUAAGUAGCCUAUUUUUUAAAUGUCUUUUUUAAAUGUAAAUAUUUGGAUGAAGUUUUUAAAGUUUGUUUUGAUAUAUUCAUUUGCUACACCAACCAUGGUUUCAGAAUUCACCUUUUGAGCAAAUUGGUUUCAGAAUCUGUAAAAUGAACCAAGAAUCUUGUAUAUCAAACCUGUUACCCAGACAUGUGAGAAUAAUGUGUUCAUAAAGCAUGGAUCUCGC
Molecule: messenger RNA, 3396 nt
Organism: Leopardus geoffroyi (Geoffroy's cat)
Lineage: Eukaryota; Metazoa; Chordata; Mammalia; Carnivora; Felidae
Gene: SSR1
Product: signal sequence receptor subunit 1
Exons: 8
Coding region: 229-1089 (286 amino acids)
Cellular component (GO): endoplasmic reticulum; endoplasmic reticulum membrane
Source: RefSeq, a predicted model, not a curated record